Messenger RNA from Myzus persicae (green peach aphid), 984 nucleotides. Its product is annotated as dynein light chain 4, axonemal. NCBI's taxonomy places the organism in Eukaryota, Metazoa, Arthropoda, Insecta, Hemiptera, Aphididae. Bases 339 to 653 code for a protein of 104 amino acids. The transcript is spliced from 3 exons. Gene Ontology annotation, molecular function: dynein light intermediate chain binding; dynein intermediate chain binding. The record is from RefSeq and is a predicted model, not a curated record. Gene Ontology annotation, cellular component: dynein complex. Gene Ontology annotation, biological process: microtubule-based process.
GGUACGAUGUAUGGAAUGUUCAAAUCUUCGUGAUGCAAAUCAUUAUACCUACCAACGGCAAAUGUUUAUCGGCAAAUUAAAAGAACCAGCCGCAUUGUAUAUAAUUAUGCGCUUUAGCGUUAUAAUGUUGUUCCAUAGCAACUAACGCAUAGGCAUACCUACUCGUAUAAGAAUCAAUAGUCGAACAAACAUCCAUACUGCUGUGUUGUAUGACGGUCGUUGUUUCCAUUGCAGCCGUAGGAUAUUUCGUGAAUUUAUUCCACAACAAGGCUGCACGUUCACUAGUGUAUAGUUUUAUAUAGUUUCUUACCUACACCCAAACGAUUCGUGUAUAGGCCAUGGAAGAGUUUGCUGACGCCAAAGAAGACGAAAACAAAAAAAUUGUUCACACAUAUCCAUUAGUGCAAGCGUGUGACAUGUCAGAAGAAAUGAAAGCUGAAACGGUUGAAGUUAUAAUAACAGCAUGCGAAAAAUUUGGAACAGAUUAUUUCGCGGCGGCCAAGACAGUGAAACAAAUGCUUGAUAAAAAAUACGGUCCUCAGUGGAACGCGGUGGUCGGAGAAGCGUUCGGCAUUCAAAUAACGCACCAGACCAAUACGUUGAUGUAUAUGUUUUUCGGAGGCAACCUCGGCAUUUGUGCCUGGAAAAUCUAACUCGUCAAUAACGAGACGAAAAGUUGUUUCAAAACACAAUAGAAUAGAAUAUUAUUUAAUUAUUAUACAAGUAUACAACAAUUAUAUCGUGUAUUAUAUCAUAUUAUUAAAUGUUGAUUAUAUUGGAUAUGUUACAAUAUCAACAACCCCUCAGCAAAGUAAAUAUGAAUAAUUAGAUAUUAUAAGAUAUAAAGAUGAUUUUGAAAAAGUUAUCGAUUGCAACUCGCAAGUGGUCGCAAUCAUAAAAAUUGCACGUAUACAAUUUAUUUAAAUAUUGUACUUGAGUGGAAAUUGUUGGUACCUACUUUGUCAUUAAAAUAAAUUCAUAAUA